AUUACUCAAUAAAAUCCAAUAACCAAAAACAACAUAACAGGUGAGGUUAUAGUAAAAUUAAAAUCAAUAUGGAAAGGAGAGCAAUUUGAAAUAUUGACAAAUUUCAAUAUUCUAUACUUGUCCUGCUCAGAAGAUAAUCUCAUAAUAGGUUCACAUCAAGAGUGAGCGUUCAUAAUUCAUGAGAUCAUGUCAGAAAUAUACAAUUAAACAUUUUGAUAGGACAAAUAUACAUUUGUAUGUAUCAGGUAAUAUUAAACCAUCAAGUAAAAUUUUCAUAGACAAAAUGAGCUUUCUAAGCGAAUUAAAGAAACAAAAAGAAAAGCUUAAAGAGACAUCAACAGUGAUAACAAAUGUUGAUGGUAAACAGUACUUAGAGACUGGACAAGAUAUUAAGGAGAUAAAUAAAAAUGCAUAUGGCUUUGUUGUUGAUACUAAGCCAGAUGAUAUACCAGUUUUGAUACUUGAUAAUUUAUAUAUCGGGUCACAAGAUUGUGCUGUAGAUAGUGUUUUAGAGAAAUACAAUAUUGUACAUGUGUUAAGUUUAGGUGUAGAUGUAAAUAUAAAAGCGAAAAAUAAAUUUAUUUAUAUACUAGAUUUGCCUGAAUCCGAUGUUAGAUUAGUUUUAAAAGAAAGUUUGUUGUUUAUGAAUGAGGCUAUAGAGAAGAAAGAAAAUGUAUUAGUACAUUGUAAUGCAGGCGUUUCUAGGACAUCUUUGGUAGCAAUUGCUUAUUUAAUGCACUAUGAGAAUAUGGCGUUUGAAGACUCUUAUAAUUUGGUGAAAAGCAAAAGACCUUGUAUAAGACCUAAUGAUGGAUUUGUAAAACAAUUACAAAUGAUGGUUUCUGGGGGAAUUUUAUAGUGUUUUCAACAAAAA
This is a messenger RNA of Pieris napi, 874 nucleotides long. It is a transcript of the gene Mkp, whose product is annotated as dual specificity protein phosphatase 19. The transcript has 2 exons. The coding region runs from base 179 to 859 and encodes 226 amino acids. Gene Ontology annotation, cellular component: cytoplasm. The record is from RefSeq and is a predicted model, not a curated record. Gene Ontology annotation, molecular function: JUN kinase phosphatase activity. Gene Ontology annotation, biological process: protein dephosphorylation; regulation of MAP kinase activity. NCBI's taxonomy places the organism in Eukaryota, Metazoa, Arthropoda, Insecta, Lepidoptera, Pieridae.